This is a messenger RNA of Scomber japonicus (chub mackerel), 2900 nucleotides long. RefSeq names its product E3 ubiquitin/ISG15 ligase TRIM25-like. Gene Ontology annotation, molecular function: protein binding; zinc ion binding. Bases 1 to 2856 code for a protein of 951 amino acids. Lineage: Eukaryota; Metazoa; Chordata; Actinopteri; Scombriformes; Scombridae. The record is from RefSeq and is a predicted model, not a curated record. The transcript is spliced from 3 exons.
AUGGCGCAGAGAGAUCAGCUGGACCGAGAAACACUCAGCUGUUCGAUCUGUCUGGAUCUACUGAAGGAUCCGGUGACUACUACCUGUGGACACAGCUACUGUAUGAGCUGUAUUAAAGGAUUCUGGGAUGGAGAGGAUCAGAGGAAGCUCUACAGCUGCCCUCAGUGCAGAGAGGCCUUCACACCGAGGCCUGUCCUGAAGAAAAACACCAUGUUAGCAGCUUUAGUGGAGCAGCUGAAGAAGACUGGACUCCAAACUGCUCCUGCUGAUCACUGCUAUGCUGGACCUGAAGAUGUGGCCUGUGAUGUCUGCACUGGGAGGAAGCUGAAAGCCUUCAAGUCCUGUCUGGUGUGUCUGGCCUCUUACUGUGAGAAUCACCUCCAGUCUCACUAUGAAUCACCUACAUUUAAAAAACACAAGCUGGUGGAGCCCUCCAAGAAGCUCCAGGAGAACAUCUGCUCUCGUCAUGAUGAGGUGAUGAAGAUAUUCUGCCGUACAGAUAAGAAGAGUAUCUGUUAUCUGUGCACUAUGGAUGAUCAUAAAGGCCACGACACAGUCCCAGCUGCAGCAGAAAGGACUGAGAGGCAGAGAGAGCUCGAGGUGAGUCGACUAAACAUCCAGCAGAGAAUCCAGGACAGAGAGAAAGAUGUGAAGCUGCUUCAACAGGAGGUGGAGGCCGUCAGUCGCUCUGCUGAUAAAGCAGUGGAGGACAGUGAGAAGAUCUUCACUCAGCUGAUCCGUCUUCUCCAGAAAAGAAGCUCUGAUGUGAAGCAGCAGAUCAGAUCCCAGCAGGAAACUGAAGUGAGUGGAGUCAAAGAGCUUCAGGAGAAGCUGCAGCAGGAGAUCACUGAGCUGAAGAGGAAAGACGCUGAACUGAAGCAGCUCUCACACACAGAGGAUCACAACCAGUUUCUACACAACUACCCCUCAGUGUCACAACUCAGUGAACCUACAGACUCAUCCAGCAUCAAUAUCCGUCCUCUCAGAUACUUUGAGGAUGUGACAGCAGCUGUGUCAGAGCUCAGAGAUAAACUACAGGACAUCCUGAGGGACGAAUGGACAAAUAUCUCACUGGCAGUGACUGAAGUGGACGUUUUACUGCCACAACCACCCAAGACCAGAGCUGAGUUCUUAAAAUAUUCAUGUGAAAUCACUCUGGAUCCAACUCACAGUGUUUACCGCCUUCAAUGCCCAGACGUGAUUGGCUUAGCGGUAUCACCUGAAAUGGCGCAGAGAGAUGAGCUGGACCGAGAAUCCUUCUCCUGUGUGAUCUGUCUGGAUCUACUGAAGGAUCCGGUGACUACUACCUGUGGACACAGCUACUGUAUGAGCUGUAUUAAAGGAUUCUGGGAUGGAGAGGAUCAGAGGAAGAUCUACAGCUGCCCUCAGUGCAGAGAGGCCUUCACACCGAGGCCUGUCCUGAAGAAAAACACCAUGUUAGCAGCUUUAGUGGAGCAGCUGAAGAAGACUGGACUCCAAGCUGCUCCUGCUGAUCACUGCUAUGCUGGACCUGAAGAUGUGGCCUGUGAUGUCUGCACUGGGAGGAAGCUGAAAGCCUUCAAGUCCUGUCUGGUGUGUCUGGCCUCUUACUGUGAGAAUCACCUCCAGUCUCACUAUGAAUCACCUACAUUUAAAAAACACAAGCUGGUGGAGCCCUCCAAGAAGCUCCAGGAGAACAUCUGCUCUCGUCAUGAUGAGGUGAUGAAGAUAUUCUGCCGUACUGAUAAGAAGAGUAUCUGUUAUCUGUGCACUAUGGAUGAACAUAAAGGCCACGACACAGUCCCAGCUGCAGCAGAAAGGACUGAGAGGCAGAGAGAGCUCGAGGUGAGUCGACUAAACAUCCAGCAGAGAAUCCAGGACAGAGAGAAAGAUGUGAAGCUGCUUCAACAGGAGGUGGAGGCCGUCAGUCACUCUGCUGAUAAAGCAGUGGAGGACAGUGAGAAGAUCUUCAUUCAGCUGAUCCGUCUCCUCCAGGAAAGAAGCUCUGAUGUGAAGCAGCAGAUCAGAUCCCAGCAGGAAACUGAAGUGAGUGGAGUCAAAGAGCUUCUGGAGAAGCUGCAGCAGGAGAUCACUGGGCUGAAGAGGAAAGACGCUGAACUGAAGCAGCUCUCACACACAGAGGAUCACAACCAGUUUCUACACAACUACCCCUCAGUGUCACAACUCAGUGAACCUACAGACUCAUCCAGCAUCAAUAUCCGUCCUCUCAGAUACUUUGAGGAUGUGACAGCAGCUGUGUCAGAGCUCAGAGAUAAACUACAGGACAUCCUGAGGGACGAAUGGACAAACAUCUCACUGACAGUGACUGAACCCAAGACCAGAGCUGGGUUCUUAAAAUAUUCACGUGAAAUCACUCUGGAUCCAAACGCAGCAAACACAAAGCUGUUAUUAUCUGAGGGGAACAGAAAAGUACAACGGACGGGACAACAUCAGUCUUAUUCUAGUCACACAGACAGAUUCACUGAUUAUCCUCAGGUCCUGAGUAGAGAGAGUCUGACUGGACGUUGUUACUGGGAGGUGGAGUGGGGAGGAAAAGUUUAUGUAGCAGUCGCAUACAAGAAUAUCAGCAGAGCAGGAAAUGAAUCUAUGUUUGGACGUAAUGACAAAUCUUGGUCUUUAACUUGUUACCCUAACAGUUAUCAAUUUUACUUCAACAACAUUCAUACUCUCGUCUCAGGUCCUCGUUCCUCCAGAGUCGGAGUGUACCUGGAUCACAGAGCAGGUAUUCUGUCCUUCUACAGCGUCUCUGAAACCAUGACUCUCCUCCACAGAGUCCAGACCACAUUCACUCAGCCUCUCUAUGCUGGACUUUAUGUUGGUGUUGGAUCCACAGCUGAGUUGUGUAAAGUGAAAUAGACAGAAGUCAUUUCAGACUUCAUGUGUCAGAUGUUGUAAUUCUU